CUGUAGUAGGCCGUUUCUAUCUUCAACAGAUUGUUUUAAAUUUAUAUAAUUAUAUAAAUUUACAUAUAACAAUUUACAAAUUUAUUCAGAUUUGAGCAUGGGCAACGCAUUGAAGCGCAGUGCACGAAGACAUAAAAUCAAGGAGAAAAAAUUAAAAAAUCCGAUAUUUUUGUAUCGUGUACUAUAUUGGAGUUUAAUCUUUCUGCUAAUGGGCGGACUACUCGCCGGCGUAUAUUAUAUGCUGCAAGCUGAUUUCGGACACUGCAAUUCCUACGACAGCAAGUGCUUCUAGAUAGACGCAAUUCAUUCGAUAGCAAGCUGAAAUUUGUUCAAUUAAGUGGAUAUGUCUGCAUCCGCCUCAUCAAAUAUGGUGGAUAAUAGGAUUGCUGGUGUGACCGUGAUGAGUCGCUCGGAAGCGAAGAAAUGUAUUACCCUAACCGUUAUUAUGCUUGCAAUUAUUUUAAUAUUUUUUGGCGUCUUUGUGGAGCUUGAUAAGGAACCACCACCCUGUACGAAUUACAGAGUUCUAUGCUUUAGAGAUUCGAGUAUCCGAAGCGAUGAUUAAUAGUUUUUCAAUAGUUUUCUUGUGUGUUUAUUUGUUAUAUCUCAAGAAGAAGGCUCAUCUAAAAUCAUUUCUAUAAAUCAAAUUAUAAAUGUUUUUAAAUACAUAUAUAAUAAUUGUUCACGAUUUAGGCAGCUGAUUAUAUAAGUAAGGUGGAUUUAUAAUAUAUAUUACGUAUACGCCUCGUUUGAAUAUUUACCAGAUUUCUAACACAUUUUUAGUAUUUAAAUCGCCUUUUGGGAAGGUCUUUUUCUGUUACGCAAAUUAAGUAUGAAUUUUAAUUACGUUUAAAAAGAAGAAAACAAAUAUACAAUUUAAUAUAUAAAAAAAUUGAUCAGAUCAGUUCAGACUAAGAAUUUGUUUGACUAAUGAAUUGGCUUUCCAUUGCAAUUUCUUUUUAUAUUUGUGGAAAACUUUGUGCUGCCAUGGGAGACUUUUACGCCAUUUGUAGACAAUGUGCGCAAUGUUUACAUAUAAUUAAGACAUUUUGCUGACUGCUGCCAAAAAGUUGAGACGACAGAAGAAUCUGCUUUGCCAGUUGCCAGUUGCCAGUUGCCAGUUGCCGCUGUCUGGCUGAUUUAAUAUGCAUUCGCUACCAUUAACAGCAAAUAUUCACUUCUACAUAAAUGCCGUCGAACGGCUGUUGAGGUUCCAAAAAUAAAAUACGUAAAUUGUCCUUUUAGCAUCAACCUGAACAUCUGAUAUCAUGUUGUAUGUAUGAUACUUUUCGAUUGGUUUAGCUUAACUGUGAAACGCAAAAAUUCAUGAAAAAUAAAAAAUAAAUGAAAAUGAAAAACACGGAA
Molecule: messenger RNA, 1365 nt
Organism: Drosophila mojavensis
Lineage: Eukaryota; Metazoa; Arthropoda; Insecta; Diptera; Drosophilidae
Exons: 4
Coding region: 98-292 (64 amino acids)
Source: RefSeq, a predicted model, not a curated record